This is a messenger RNA of Sitophilus oryzae (rice weevil), 2136 nucleotides long. It is a transcript of the gene Hr96, whose product is annotated as nuclear hormone receptor HR96. Gene Ontology annotation, molecular function: zinc ion binding; nuclear receptor activity; RNA polymerase II cis-regulatory region sequence-specific DNA binding. The transcript is spliced from 5 exons. Gene Ontology annotation, biological process: negative regulation of transcription by RNA polymerase II; positive regulation of transcription by RNA polymerase II; cell differentiation. The record is from RefSeq and is a predicted model, not a curated record. Lineage: Eukaryota; Metazoa; Arthropoda; Insecta; Coleoptera; Curculionidae. The coding region runs from base 171 to 1787 and encodes 538 amino acids.
UGGCCUACAAAUAAUAAACAAAUGAUUUAUCAGAGUGAUCAAGGAUCUAAUUCGUUAUCGCGAGUUAAAAUUUCUAAAAUUUGAUUAUACAAAAGUAUGAAUAAGUGUCAGCAACCACGUAACUUUCUAUUUUUGCGAGUUGUCGCAUGAUUUUUUAAAUAAUAUCAACAAUGAAAGCAAAAGUGGACUUAAAAAUUUGUGGUGUUUGUGGAGACAAAGCUCUCGGAUAUAACUUUAAUGCCGUAACGUGCGAGAGUUGCAAGGCUUUUUUCAGAAGAAAUGCCCUCAUCACAAAAGAAUUCAAAUGCCCCUUUUCUAACCAGUGUAAAAUCACUACUGUUACUCGAAGAUUUUGUCAGAAAUGCAGGCUAGAUAAAUGUCUCUCAAUAGGAAUGUGUAAGGAUUUAAUCAUGUCCGAACAAGAUAAGGUUUUGAAACGGCAAAAAAUUGAAGAAAACAGGGCCAAAAAGAGAGGUAUUGGUGGUUCAAAAGAUAAUUACAAGAGGGUGAAAAAGGAAACAGCUGAGGCUGACUCACAAGAGAGUGAAUUGUUUAGUAGUUCCUAUAACACAGAUUCGGAUUCGAAAGAUACUAUUUUCUCCGAAGGAUAUCUACCUAAUAAUCCUAAUAUAGUUAGCGUAAUAAACUAUCCUGAAACAAGUCGAACUAGAAAUGAUGAUAGUUUAACAGCCAGUAAUGAAAGAUUGGUUUCAUCCAGUGAUGAUUUGUCUUCUUUUGACAGUGUUUUGAGUAACAAACAAGAUCACAAUGGCAGUAGCAAUUUAGAGUCCCGAAUAGAUAAUACAACCUUGAGUAGUUUAGUGAAUAACAAUAGUGUAGCUUACAACAAUAAUACAACAGAUAGCUUUAAUUCCCAACCAUCAGAAAAUAGAAGUACUUUAGAUGUUACGAAGGAUGUUCUUAGAGAUAUACAGAGUUUAAAUCCAUCUCAGUCAUCCUCAAAUCCUAUAGAAUCCAUAUUAUCUGAAGCAAUAAAAUUAGAAUACGAAGCGUACUCGUCAAUAGCCCAGUCCAAUUCUCAUUCAAAGGAGUUGAAUGAUGCAGAGAGAGCAAAGUUGAAUGAAUUGAUAGUGGCCAAUAAAGCACUGCUUACACCUGUAGAUGAUGAACUAAUGGAUUUCAAAAGUACAAUUAAGAUGCAGAUGCAAGGGAAUCAGCAGUCUGAUACUGAUCCUAAAUUACUAGAUGUGAUAAAUCUGACAGCGAUAGGUAUAAGGAGGCUUAUCAAAAUGGCAAAAAAGAUAAAUGCUUUCAAGAAUAUGUGCCAGGAAGAUCAAGUGGCUCUUCUGAAAGGAGGUUGUACUGAAAUCAUGAUGAUUAUUAGCGCGAUGAAGUAUGAUCCGACGAAAAAUAUUUGGAAGAUACCAUCGAUACAAGAAACCUUAAACGUUAACGUGAACGUUUUAAAGCUGGCCAAAGGGAACGCCUACCAGGAACUGGAAAGGUUUAUCAGGACCUUCGACCCGAAAUGGCGAGCCGACGAAAAUAUAAUCCUUAUUUUAUGUGCCAUCGUUCUUUUUACACCCGAUAGGCCUAGAGUAAUUCAUCAGGAUGUCAUAAAACUCGAACAGAAUUCCUACUACUAUCUAUUAAGGCGUUAUUUGGAGAGUAUUUACGUGGGAUGCGAGGCAAAAUCAACUUUCCUCAAACUAAUCCAGAAGAUCAUGGAACUGCAUAAAGUUAAUGAAGAACUCAUCAACGUCUUAUUAGAUGUAAACCCAUCACAAGUUGAACCAUUACUAAUAGAGAUAUUCGAUUUAAAAUAGCAUUUAUUUAAUUUAUUAUAGGUAAUUUGAAAAAACCCUAAUUUUUAGGUAUUAUUUUAUCUGUAUAAAUAUUGUAUAUAGUUCCCAACCUUUAUGCUCAGGUAUUUUCAGUUUAUCUUAAAGUAUAUUAAAGGUAUUUUGAUAGUUUUUAAGAUUAAAUAGUUGACUUUAUUGUUUUUACUAAAGAAAAUUUACAAAAUUAUAUCUUAUAACUCUCUUGCUCAUUAAAAAAACCUUAUAAGCUUAGAUAGGAUCAAUUUGUGAUACAAAUGACUGUUAAAUCCCCUAGGCAAUAAUGUACAAAAUCAGUUGUAACUAUUUUAGUUAAAUAAAAAAAAUAAACACUAAU